AGAGCUGUAACUCUUUGGCUAUCGGACUGGGUGGCACCGGGCGCAGGCCGCUGCCCUUGAAGCGCCGGCCUUCGCUGGAGCCCAUGGACCAGCGCCCACCCGGACGCCUGGGCGGGAGCGGGCGGUUCCAUCGACCCUGGGGGUGGACCAGGGAGACUGAGGGUUCCACGCGUGGCAUCACAAUUGCCUCCGCGGGGGCGAGGCCAGAGAGCCAUUUCCAAGGAGACGCGGGCGCACUGGCCCUCCCUUGCUUCCUCCUCUUCCCUCCUUCCUUUCCUAGUUUCUUCCCUUCCUUCUCCUUCUCUCCCUUCCCGCCCUACUCUUUUCGGCUGCUCUGGUGCCCACCCCCAGUGCCUCGAGGGCGAGGAGAGCUCCUCGGCCCUGCAGGACAGGGAGGAUUCUGUACAGAUGAGCAUAACCUGUGACUGCAAGGAGCCUGACAAGUGCUGCUGGAAACACAAGCAGUGCACUGGGCACAUCAUCUACCCCUUCGCCUCUGACUGUGUCUGCCACAGCCUGCACCUACGCUCUGUCAACCACUGCAACUGUAAUUCUAGCUUUGAAUUGGUGCUGCCAGCCCAGUCCCAGCUCUGCACACGUUGCUCUGCUCUAAGAUAAAUGGGGAGGUCUGUUGGCGGCCUGGGACAGGCCCAGCAGAAGCCCACUGUCCCUCAGGUUUCUGGCUUUGGGUCCCUGGGGGAGUGAUGGGAGCCGGGCUGAGAGUCCCAUGUGUGGCAGGCUGAAGGACUGCUCAGAGGACAGCAGCAGCUCCCGGGGUGCGGGCCCAACCUGCUCCCAUGUCAUCGAGUCCCCUUGCUUUGAGCUCACACCGGAGGAGCAGCAUGUGGAGCGAUUCUGGUAUGGCUGGUGCAAAAGCUACAGACCUGUCUCUGUGGCGGUGAUCCACCAUCCCCUCCACCAUGAGUGUGGGGCAGAUGAUCUAAAUGAAGAAGAGGAAGAGGAGGAGCAGGAAAGCAAGCCCCCCAUCCCAACGCAGGUGGGGCCUGCCACCGCCUCCCCUGACCUAGGCACCAGCAUGGCCACUGGUACCCCUGACUCCGCAGCGCCCAUCACCAUCUGGCGCUCUGAGAGCCCCACAGGGAAGGGUCAGGGCAGCAAGGUGAUCAAGAAGGUAAAGAAGAAAAAGGAAAAAGAGAAAGACAAGGAGGAGGAGAUGGAUGAGAAGGCAAAGCUGAAAAAAAAAGCCAAGAAAGGCCAGUUGACUAAGAAGAAAAGCCCGGUUAAAUUGGAGCCUUCCCCGCCAGACGCGAGCCGAUCAUUAAGCCCAAGACAGCUGGCCAGGAUGUCCGAGUCCAGCCCAGAAAGCAGGGAAGAGCUGGAGAGCGAGGACAGUUACAAUGGCCGGGGGCAGGAGGAACUGUCCAGCGAGGAUAUUCUGGAAUCAUCAUCGCCCAGGAAGAGAGAGAACACAGUUCAGGCCAAAAAGACAGGGGCAAAGCCCUCACAAGCCAGGAAGGUAAACAAGAAAAAAUCUCCAGGAUUAAACCCCAACCUCAGUUGAGGCCAGGGUGGUCAGGGUACAGAAUAAAUGCCAUUGAGCCUGUGGCUGGCCCUCUGCUGCUGUUCUCUCCCUCCAACCUGGCUGUUUCUUGCGGGGCAAGGGGUGGGCUCAGGGCUGCGGGGGUUUCUCAAAGGCAAUCCAGCUUUCACAAAGGAAGCCCAUGGGAAGGCAGGUGGGAGGGAAAGGAAGGGGCACAGCCCUAUUUCCUCCUACCUCCUAGGACAAGGUGAAAGAGUACAUCUGGGUGGGAAGGAGGACUUCCCCUCUCUCCUGGGAGAGACUCUCGGUCUAUGUGAAACCCACUUCUGGGAGAGGCAGUACUGUCUGCAGUGAUACCCCCAAUAAAUGGAACUUUUUAACCCA
Messenger RNA from Rhinopithecus roxellana (golden snub-nosed monkey), 1885 nucleotides. RefSeq names its product protein interacting with cyclin A1 (gene PROCA1). Lineage: Eukaryota; Metazoa; Chordata; Mammalia; Primates; Cercopithecidae. Gene Ontology annotation, molecular function: A2-type glycerophospholipase activity. The coding region runs from base 728 to 1522 and encodes 264 amino acids. Gene Ontology annotation, biological process: arachidonate secretion; phospholipid metabolic process. The transcript has 4 exons. The record is from RefSeq and is a predicted model, not a curated record.